AAUUUUCUACAAAUUUGAUGAAGGUUUAGAACAGCUCCACUUUGGCGUCGCCGUUCCGUGAGCGAAGUUGCAGAGAGAGAGAGAGAGAAAGAGAGCCUGGCUUCUCCCAAAUCCCCUGAGAUUCUGUGUCUGCAACUCACUCUGCUUCUAUUAACUUGAAAAUUUUGUAAAUUUGGAAUUAUGGUAGGCUGGCAGCGACACUUGCAGGCAUUGGUUCAUCGAGCGGCGAAGAGAUACGAAUGUAGUCGCAAUGCUUCGUUCAGCACAUUCAGCCGUGGGAAAGCUCCUCUGGCAUCUGGUGAUGUCCCUUCUGUUUCCGGCUUGCGAAAUUCACUAUUUCCUGCUACCCGAAGCCCGCUCUAUCUAUAUUUACAAAAACUGGGGUUCACCAGUUCAAGGCGCUUACUCGCGGACUCAGCUGAAGCUACUCCAGUAUCUUCACCAUUAAUACCGGCCUUACCUUCAAGUGCCGGAGGCGCCGAGACUCAAAAGGCUAUCAUCAAGCCUAAAACAGUUCAAGCAGUUUUAAAGAAAAUAAAACAGAGUCCGAAGAAGUUAAAUUUGGUUGCCGCAUUGGUUCGAGGAAUGCGCGUCGAAGAUGCAUUGUUGCAGUUGCAAGUCACAGUAAAGAGAGCCUCGAAAACUGUCUAUCAGGUUAUACAUUCAGCUCGGGCAAACGCAACUCAUAAUUAUGGAUUCGAUCCGGACAAGCUUCUUGUUGCCGAGGCGUUUGUCGGGAAGGGGCUGUUCAAAAAACGAGUAUCAUAUCAUGCCAAAGGUAAGUGUGGAAUAAGAGUGAGGCCCGAGUGCCGGCUGACUGUGGUUCUCCGGGAAAUAACUCCGGAAGAGGAGGCUGAGAUUGCGAAACUUAAGGUGCACAAUUUCCGUAAGCUCACUAAAAGAGAGACACGGCUUGUCCCGCAUCAGCUCAUAGAGACAACUCCCGUGUGGAAUCGCAGUCGCAAGAGCAAUCCGAGAAGCCACGACUCCGGUCCGAUGGCUUCGUGAUCGUCGACUCCGCCGCCGGAGCUCCGGUAACUUUCUGAAAGACUUCGUCUACUUCCUUUUUUUUUUUUUUUUUUUAUUUAUAAUCAGCAGCAUCAGCAUCACACAUUGCUCUCUACUUCUUUGCUAUUUUAUAAGUCACUGAAAAGAUUUAUAUGUUUCUUACAUUCCCAGAUUUUUAGUUA
Messenger RNA from Andrographis paniculata, 1190 nucleotides. RefSeq names its product 50S ribosomal protein L22, chloroplastic-like. The transcript has 7 exons. The coding region runs from base 181 to 1008 and encodes 275 amino acids. Gene Ontology annotation, molecular function: structural constituent of ribosome. The record is from RefSeq and is a predicted model, not a curated record. Gene Ontology annotation, cellular component: mitochondrial large ribosomal subunit; ribosome. Gene Ontology annotation, biological process: translation; ribosome assembly. Lineage: Eukaryota; Viridiplantae; Streptophyta; Magnoliopsida; Lamiales; Acanthaceae.